GGGUGCCACGCCCAACAUGGCGGCUGUCUUGAACGAACUUACGACGAAUUUUUCUGUUUCCAAGUCGCCCGCAUACUUGAAGACGAGAUCAGUUUACGUGACGCGGGCGUUCAACCUGUGUGGUUAGGCAUCGGGCAUUGAUUGAUGUCCACCGUUGUGGAGAUAACUGAAAUGGAGGAUGAUGGCAGGAAAAAGAAGAGUUCUGGCUUUGUGUCGCCAAUCCGCAAAAUGUUCUCCAAGAGCGAGCGAGGCAGCGAUAAGAAACCGUCCAUCGUGAGACACCGACGCCCUCUCCAUGCGGUUGUCCUUGAGCCUCCUGAAUACCUCAUCGACCCAGAACUACUCGUAGAGGACUAUAUUGAAAAAGAAGUCAAGUACUUAGGAGCAAUACCCAAUGUACCUCAGGGUCUGGACCUGACCAACAGGACAGAAGUCUUAAGAAUAGUGGAUGAUGGGAAGAGAAGGGGUUUGUUACCCUGGACGUUACACAUAGAACACGAUGCCAUCAUGAGUCUAUCCGCCAACAACGUGAAGCUGCUGCGCCGAGACGGUGAGGACUUGUUACACAGAGUCCCCGUACACGACAUCGCUGCUGUCUGCUACGUACGGGAUGACGGGCUCAAUCUACUGGCCCUGAAAAUAGGUUCUGAUGGUGCUGAUAGUGAUGUCUGUAACAUAGUUGUUUUACAUGCUGAAAGUAGGGCAGCAUCUGAAGAGCUCUGCUCUCUGAUUGGUCAGACUUUCCAGCUGGUCUACACAGAGUCCACCAUGGCAUUUCUGGACCGGUCCAUUUUACAAGGGGCAUCCACUCCCAGAUAUGGCAUGUCCCUCAGAAGUACCACCUCCAGUCCAGCCAGACCGAGUGUAGCAGAGGUUUUUGCAUCUACGCCACCAAGACCGUCCAAUAAUAAUCAUUCUCCGACAAGAGAAGCUCGCUCAACGCCCCAGCACACACGAAAGGAAAGUGUAGCAAAAAGCGAGAGUGACAUCAGCAUCACCCCGUCUGCUCAGGAGCUCCUACAAGACUACAUGUCUCUUUUGAAGACAAGGUUGAAAACAGAAGAGUUGAAGCAGUUUGCUCUCCUGUUGAGACAGUACCGCACCAGUAUUAGUGUUCGGGAGUUCUGUAUCCGCCUGAAGGACUUGUACAGGGAAGAGAGGAAGUUCCUCAUGGCAGGUAUGAGGCCAUUUAUUCCGGAAAAAGAUAGUCAGUACUUUGAGAGUUUUCUGGAAUCUAUAGGAGUUGAUGGCAACGGAAUUCUCACAGACAGUUAUCGCCGAUACAGGCGGACUAUAAGCGAUGCCUCGGCAUCAACUUUUAGUGCAAACGGUGCCAACGGCAAUGGAAACGGGAACGGUCGGGACUCUGUGUCGAUUCCGUCCUCUGGGGGCGACGCCACGCCGGUUCCCCAGGAGACGGAGGAACUGGACAGAAUGUUGUCGGACAUCCAUAAUGACAUCGAGGCCUUGGCAACAAGUGUGGAAAACAUCAACAUGCAGUUUUAAGAGUCACUGUUUCCACUGGCUGGAAAGCAGUAUGUACUAUUUCUCUGCUUUCCGGCGUGGCCUGUGCUACUGGUCUCAGGCUGAUGUUUCAUACAGGUACUAGAUGGCAUGCCCUGGUAUCAUGCAGAUGUUUCACAUUUGAGCAUAAGUACUGUGUAUGGACCACCAUCUUAUACAUGGAUAUAACGUGUCCCUACCACUCCCUGCAACAUCAUCUGUUGCAUGCCUGCCUUUACAUGUACAUCAGUGGAAACUGGACACCAUGACAAUUAACAAUGGACCAGUAGAAAAAUCCCUGCAACAUCCAUCUCACAACAUAACUUCACUGGCUGGGCUCACCAAGGCAUCUCCAUAACUCAUCAGCAACUUCAACUGAAGAACAUCAAGACUGAAUGUUAUGGCUGCGAUGAAGACAUAUUGUAGUGCCAGAGACUUAAAACUUCUUUAAAAGUCAUUCAUUAGUCGUAACAAUGAUCAUUAAAUAUCAUCAGAUGUAAGACUGUUUGCUGUUUCAGUGCCAUCCGCUAACAUUGCAUUAUAGUCCUCUCAAGCUCUCAUACUAUCCUCGUAAUGGCUAACUAUUCAUACUUCGUCUUCUUGAUACGGAAAAAAAUUUUUCUGACUUUAUAAGGGGGUUGUAAAACCAUUCAACCCCUUUUGUUGAUUCCAAAUCUUUUAAGAGUUUUAGAGUUUCGAUGAAGUAAACCUCAAAACCUUGUUGGUAAAAUUCUAGAAAGACACCAAAUGCAAUGGUCUAGUACAUAUACAUGUAUUAGUCUUAGCAGUCAAAUACAAAAAUUAGUAGCUUAGCUCAAAUUCCUACAUGUAAACAACAAUGCAGUCUUGCAUAGUGCCAACUGUCUUGAAUCAAACAACUGUAACAGAACCUACCAUCUGUUUUUGAUAAUUGGAGACACCACAAAUGCUCCACAAACUACACGCUUCAACAUUUCAUUCAUCUGAUUCAACCUCCUCCUAGCUCUUUUUUUUACCCAUUGCAAAAAUAGAUUACACAUAAUUCUUUCAGCUUUCUUUCCUCCAUUUUCAAAUGUAGCAGCAAAACAAAAAAGAGCAAUGUAGUUCAUGUGGCAUUGAUGCUUUCAUCCUUUCCCUUGUACUUGGUGUUCACCGCCUCUAAGUGAGGGUGGAGUUGCUUGGGGAAUGAUGAGCAGGCCUGUAUGACUUGUCCAUGUACCAGGCAUCCUAUACACAACCACUAUGCACAUGUCUGCUGAAAUCACCCACAGCCGAUCCCCUCCCGGGACAGAGUUGUAUUUUCAUCAGGAGAGAAUAUCUAGUGCUGUCACAUAUUUUUGUGUAAAUGUAUUUAAGAUGUGUAAAUGUGUGUAUAAACAUUAGAGUGGCUAAAGCUGACCCAAGCAGAAAGUAAAAAUGAUGUUGCAAUCUUCUCUGCCGUUUCAACUUCUUCUCACUGUGAACUAAUAAUAAAAGUGAAGAAAUGUUUGAUUAUUAUAUAACAUUUUGUUUUCUUAGUCUGUUAUAAACAGAGGAAAAUAACUACCAGAUUUGUCUGAUCCAGGUCAUACUGUAACAAAAGUAGUUUGAAUAUAACAACUUUUGAUGAAAAAUAGUGUAGGAAAGAAGUAGAAUUUAAUUGUAGAUGUAGCAUAGUAGAUAUUUUGAAGUGAAUACUGCUUAUAAUGGUCCUUUAGGUCAUCGCAACUCUUAGUCAAUGAUUUUGAGUGACAUCCUAGUGUUCAGCUUCAUAAUGUGAAGUUAGAUUCUCUGUUAUACAACACAAAAUGUAUGUGUGAAGUAAUUCAUUUCCUUUCAACUUUGUCCCUAACAUGUCAGCUAUGCUAGCAAACAUUGCACACUGGGGCAGUUGUUGAAAAGAUGGAUAAUUGAUGUGAAUCUAUCCCAGUAACGAUUUUAAAGAAGUGUUGUCCCAUAGUUGUUAGCCUUAUUUUAGGUGACUCCCCGAAUUAUAUAAUUGAAGUGAUGUACAAAGCCCCUGCCCAUUUUUUCAAUACCGCAUUUUGAGGUAUCAAACAUGGGGUUUCUCUUAAUGAAACAUUUGAUCAAUUCUUACUUAUGAAGAAACAAUAGAUAAACAGCAGUCUUUCUAGACUUUACCUAGACGAACGCUUUUUAUCACAUCUUUUAAAUCAGCAUGGAAAGCUGUUACAAAUAUACAAACUGUACCGUGGUAAUAGUUGAUAUGACAUUAUUAUACAAAUUGUAACUGUAAUUCUUAUCUCAUAAAUAUUGUAGCACUAUGUGGAACAAAACAUUGCAAUGAUGGCAUUGUGCAAUCUUUCUCAUCUUAAGGAAAACCUGGUCUCUAUUUUACACAAAUGAGCAAAGGCUUCUUUAUGUUAUUAAUUCUAUGCCAAGCUGUUACAUGUGAACUUCUACAGGAAGAGUAAGUCGCAUGCCUUGUGCUUUUAUUUUAGUAGCAGCUCUUAUACAUUGUAAGGGUGAUUUUAAAUAUGCGCAUGGAGUUGUAGACAUGAUAGGCUGUACCAUCAGAUUACCAGCUGUAAACCUAUUAUUUUGUAAAGCAAUUGAAAAGUGUGCUUAAUUUUUCGUGUCAUCUGUCUGUCACCUCUUAUUUUAGUGUUAGGAACAACUAAACAAUACUGUGAAAAAUACAACCGGACAAAAUUGAUUAUUUUAUGAUUGAAGUCUAGUCAUUGCAUCAUGGCAGUAAGGUAUGUUUUAUAUCUAAACUAUCUGUUUGAAUGUUUGUUUGGAAGCAGUUGAAUGAAACAAUUACUGACUUUAUCCAUAACUUUGUUACAAAGAUAUUAUUCUCCAGCUUCAAGAAAUCUUUGUCCAUUGAGAUCUUCACAGAUGCAUAUUAAUCAACCACCCUGAUAAAGUAGCUAUUUGACACCAAAGUUGUAUUGGCAAUGGGGUGAGGCAGCAGGGAGAAGGUUAUUAGAUGUAUACAUUGUACAUUUAAGCAGCACUGUCAAAUGAUACUCCCAUGGUGUCCAUAACAACAUACAUUUGUCAUAUAUCAGAUACAGUACUAGUAGAUGACCAUGUUUCCUGGUAUCCAUUGUUUUAUAUUUUUAACGAAGCCAAAGCAAGGGUUUGAGAGGCACACUACAUGUACUUCAUGAGACCAGAUGCAUUUUCCCCUUGACACCCGUGCAAUACAUUUUAUGAUGUGGAAUCUUAAGAAUAGGAAGGUAGCAAUCUUACCUAAUUUGCUGGUACAGGCAAGAAACAGUGAUAUUUUUAAGUUCUUUGAUUUGUUGACCUCCAAGUUACACCAAUGAAGUCUGAUUGAAGUAAUGACCUUCUUAAGCCAGAAAAUAUAUACUAGUAACAUGCUUUCAGAUUUGGCUGUUGUGAUGUCAUUGUGAGACAUCCAAUCAGACUGAUGAUCCCUUUCAUUCAGAAUUAAGAAAGUAAAAAUGUAUAUGUACACUGGAACAUUCUGUGUUACUGCAUUGGGCGCCUAGCAUACUUCAGUAUACUGAUAUGAUACUUCAGUAGAGGUUGUAAAAUUUCUGUGCUUUUGCUUAAUUUGGAUAUUAGUAACAGACGCUGUAGACAAAUUAAUCUGAACCUUGAUUGUAAAAAAAAGCAUGUUCGACGGUGUACUAGGAGUUACUAUUGUUUCUAAAAAGCCAUAGUCAAAUUGAUUGUUGCAUUUCAUCAUGUAAUUUACUGGUGUUCUUAGUUGUAUAUUCUAGACUUAACAUGGUUUAAAAGUACAUGUAGUACACAAAGGAAUCAUUCAUGUACGUGUAUAAUACUGUACCACUAUUCUUUUAGCUUCCAUGUAAUGCUAGGACACAAUUUUAAGAGGUAUGGUUUUGAAAGUUUAGUUUACAUCAUGUGUAGAUGUGUUGGUUACAAAGAAAUGUUUUGUUUUUCUUAACUUACUUAUCCUGUUAUUGCUAGACUGUUUCCAAGGCCUACACAGGCUCUAGGUCCAACUUGCAUGCAAUUUAAGCCCCCCAGAGUUGUUUCUCAGUGCUGUGGUGAAAUUACUUAGAGGCAUGUUGGACCUGGUGUGGCCUGUGUGGGGCCUGGAAACAGUCUGGCAUCCAGGCUAGACCUGCAGCUGCUGCUUCUCUGGAAAAGGAGUGCCCUUCCUACGUACAUGAAGCUUUAAAAACAAAACAGGAGCCCACAUUUUAUUAGAACAAAAACAGUCCUAAGAGUCAUAUUACAGAGCUGUAGCACAACUUUUACUACUCCAUGCAGUGUUUUUCUUUUAUUUCUUUUUCCAUAUUCAAAUCCAAUUGCAAGAUUGGUUUGGUAUUCACUAUAUUUCCAAUUUUUAGAUGUCAAAGUUCAUUUUAUACUACCUUUAGUACUUCUUUCAAAGACACAGGGGAGACCAGAGUAGAGCAGCCCCCAUGAUGUACAUUAGCUGACAUUGUUAAUAUGUUGUAACAAGCAACUUUGUGACUUUUCAACCAGUUCUUUUGCUGCAUAUUUUUAUGGUGCAUUGUAUACAAGAUGUUAAAGUGUAAGCAGAGAGUGACAUUUGCAAUGGCAUACCUGUAGAUCAUGUAUGAUAUUUUUAGUUGAACUCCCCACGUAGGAAACUUUUCUGUGGGGAUGAUUUGGGUGAUGACUUUGGUUUGAUUUCAAUGAUAUUAAGAAUAGCAAAAAUCAUGUUAGCUUGGAUGAAUGUGUUUGGUUAAAGAUGCAGACUCUAAGAUUGUGAAGGGACAUACCACAAAUGAUCAUAUGUUGUGCAAAACCACACCGGUCAUUAGAGAACCACCAUUUCCCUCAAUCACGUAAAAUAUAAUUUUAGUAUGCUUCAAACCACCAAUUUGACAAGAAAGGUUGCAUCUUAUGAUGUCACAUUGAUGUUCACCAAAAAUGCAGAAAUGUCGUGUGACAUCAUUGCUGUAUGACAGUUGUAAGUCAUUAUUUUAGGUCAUGAACAUUUUGUAAUAAAACACAUAUUUUCCAUA
This is a messenger RNA of Branchiostoma belcheri (Belcher's lancelet), 6419 nucleotides long. RefSeq names its product cerebral cavernous malformations 2 protein-like. The record is from RefSeq and is a predicted model, not a curated record. The coding region runs from base 145 to 1506 and encodes 453 amino acids. NCBI's taxonomy places the organism in Eukaryota, Metazoa, Chordata, Leptocardii, Amphioxiformes, Branchiostomatidae. The transcript is spliced from 10 exons.